CCCACCCCCCCCCCCCCCCCCCCCCCCCCCCUUUUUUUUUCCCCCCCCCCGGGGGGGGCCCCCCCCCCCCCCGGGGCCCCCCCCCCCCCCCCCCCUUUUCCCCCCCCCCCCCCCCUUUCCCGGGGUUUUUUUUUCCCCCCCUUUCCCCCCCCCCCCCCCCCCCCCCCCCCUCCCCCCCCCCCACCCCCGGGCCCCCCCCCCCCCCCCCUUUCCCCCCCCCCCCCCCCCCCCGGGGGGGCCCCCCCCCGGGGGGGUUUUCCCCCCCCAAACCCCCCCCCUUUUCCCCCCCCCCCCCCUUUUUUUUGGGGGGGGUUUUUUCCCCCCCCCCCCCCCCCCCCCCCCCCCCCCCCAAAACCCCCCCCCCCCCCUUUUUUCCCCCCCCAAAGGGGGUUUUUUUUUUUUUUUUUUUUUUUCCCCCCCCCCCCCCCCCCCCCCCCCCCUCCCCCUCCCCCCCCCCCCCCCCCCCCCCCCCCUUUUUUUUGGGGGGCCCCCCCCCCCCCCCCCCUUUUUUUCCCCCCCCCCCCCCCCCCCCCCUUUUUUUUUUUCCCCUUUCCCCUUUCCCCCUUUUUUUUCCCCCCCCCCCCCCCCCCCCCCCCCCCCUUUUUUUCCCCCCCCCCCCCCCCCCCCCCCUUUUUUUUUUUUGGGGCCCCUCCCCCCUUUUUCCCCCCCCCCCCCCCCCCGGGGGGGGUUUUUCCCCCCCCCCCCCCCCCCCCCCCCCUUUUUUUUUUUUUUAAAAAACCCCCCCCCCCCCCCCCCCCCCCCCCCCCCUUUUUUUUUUCCCCCCCCCCCCCGGGGCCCCCCCCCCGGGGGGGCCCCCCCCCCCCCCCCCCCCCCCCCCCGGGGGGGGGUUUGUCCCCCGGCCCCCCCCCCCCCCCCCCCCCCCCCCCUUUUCCCCCCCCCCCCAACCCCCCCCCCCAUUUUCCCCCCCCCCCCCCCUUUUUUUCCCCCCCCCCCCCCCCCCCCCCCCCCCCCCCUUUUUUUCCCCUCCCCCCCUUUUUUCCCCCCCCCCCGCCACCCCCCCCCCCCCCCGGCCCCCAAACCCCCCCCCCCCCCCCCCCCUUUUUUUCCCCCAAAAAACCCCCCCCCCCCCCCCCCCCACCCCCCCCUACCCCCCCCCCGGGGCCCCCCCCCCUUUCCCCCCCCCCCCCCUUCCCCCCCCCCCCCCCCUUUUUCCCCCCCCAAAUUUAAAAACCCCCCCCCCCCCCCCCCCCCCCCCAAAAAAAACCCCCCCCAAACCCCCCCCCCCCUUUUCCCCCCCCCCCCCCCCAAAAAACCCCCCCCCCCCCCCCCCCCCCCUUUUUUUUGGGGGGGGCCCCCCCCCCCCCCCCCCCUUUUUUUUUCCCCCCCCCCCCCCCCCCCCCCCCCCCCCCCCCCCCCCCCCCCCCCCCCCCCCCCGGGGGUUCCCCCCCCCCCCCCCCCCCCCCCCCCCCUCCCCCCCUUUUUUCCCCCUGGCCCCCCCCCCCCCCCCCCCCCCCCCCCCCCCCCCCCCCCCGGGGUUUUUCCCCCCCCCCCCCCCCCCCCCCCCCCCCCCCCCCCCCCCCCCCCCCCCCCCGGGGGCCGGGGGGCCCCCCCCGGGGGCCCCCCCCCCCCCCCCCCCAAAAAAACCCCCCUUUUUCCCCCCCCCCCCCCCCCCCCCCCCCCCCCCCCCCUUUUUUUUUUUCCCCCGGGAAAACCCCCCCUUUUUUUUUCCCCCCCCCCCCGGGGCCCCCCCCCCCCCCCCCCUUUGGGGGCCCCCCCCCGGGCCCCCCCCGGGCCCCCCCCCCCCCCCUUCCCCCCCCGGGGCCCCCCCCCCCCGGGGGGCCCCCCCCCCCCCCCCCCCCCCCUUUUUUCCCCCCCCCCCCCCCCCCCCCCCCCCCCAAAAAUUUUUCCCCCCCCCCCCCCUUUCCCCCCCCCCCCCCCUUUUUUUCCCCCCCCCCCCCCCCCCCCCCCCCCCCCCCCCCGGGGGCCCCCCCCCCCCCCCCCCCGGGGGCCCCCCCCCCCCCCCCGGGCCCCCCCACCCCCCCCCCCCCCCUCCCCCCCCCCCCCCCCCCCCCCCGGCCCCCCCCCCCCCCCCCUUCCCCCCCCCCCCCCCCAAAACCCCGCCCCCCCCCGGGGGGGGCCCCCCCCACUGCACUCACGGAGAAAUUCAGAGGUGAUGGUGGAAAACAAAUCUCGCCAGAAGAUGCGUUUAGCGCCACGGAUGUCAUUGGUGUGCGUUCACACGUUUCUGCUUAA
This is a messenger RNA of Cherax quadricarinatus, 2214 nucleotides long. NCBI's taxonomy places the organism in Eukaryota, Metazoa, Arthropoda, Malacostraca, Decapoda, Parastacidae. The record is from RefSeq and is a predicted model, not a curated record.